AUGUAUCCCCAUCAUAACCGCCCUCCAUAUCCUCCCUACACAGGCCCGCCGCAGGGCUACAAUCAACAACCGAACCCAUCACCAUUUCCUCCUCAGAACCAGCAACACAUGGCCGCGCCGCCUUACCCGAACCAGCCUGGCUACCCUCCCUACGGCGCUCCACAUCCCAAUCAGCCUCCAUAUCCUAAUACCCCACCAGGUGCUCCUCCAGGUCGACAAGAUAUGUACCACGGGGGUCCACAAGGGUAUUCGCAAGGCUUGCCUCCUCCCCAAGGCGCUCCUCAUGGACCUCCACAAGGCAUGCCUCAAGGAUCAUUCGGUGCAGCACCUCCCUUUCCACCUCACCCCGCCGCUCCACCACACCCUCAACUUUAUGCCCCGCUUGCAUCCGUGCCAUCGUUGGGCUACGUUCGAGGUCAACAAGCAAAUGGAGACUUCCGACCCCAAGCCGAUCAGCUCCGUCGCGCAAUGAAAGGCUUCGGGACAGACGAGAAGACCCUGAUUCAGGUUCUCGCCAAGCUAGACCCUCUCCAAAUGGCCGCCGUACGAUCCACUUACACACAGCACAUCCGACGAGAUCUCUACAAGGACGUUAAAGGCGAGACAAGCGGCUACUUUCGUCGGGGUCUCCUAGCCAUCAUUGAUGGCCCGUUGCAGUACGAUGUAGCCUGCGCCAGAGAAGCUGUCGAAGGCAUUGGCACGAAGGAAUGGCUUCUCAACGACAUCCUUCUAUCCCGGUCCAAUGCUGAUAUGAACGCCAUAAAGGCCGCUUAUCAGCAAACAUACCACCGCGCUCUCGAAAAGGACGUUGAAGGUGACUUGUCAUUCAAAACCCGGAAUUUGUUCUCCCUGGUGCUUCGCGCCACUCGACACGAGGAAUCAGCCCCAUUAGACCCGCAACUUAUCGAAGCAGAAGCCAAGUCUCUCCAUCAAGCAACGGCUGCGCGAAUGGUCAACAAUGUUGAUGAAGUAUGCGGUAUCAUAGCCAGGGCCUCGGAUAACGAGCUUCGUGCUAUCAAUCAUGCGUUCUAUACCCGGUACAAUAUCCACUUGACCAAGCAUAUCGAGAAAGAGUUUUCUGGACACAUGAAGGAUGCACUGUUGCAUAUGCUCGGUGCUGCGUUGGAUCCGGCCAUGCACGACGCGGAGCAGCUCGAAGACUGCAUGAAGGGAAUGGGAACCAAGGACGAGAAACUGGUAACCAGAGUGGUCCGCAUACACUGGGCGCCUGGGCACUUGGAUCAGGUGAAACGGGCAUAUCGCCAUCGGUUCCAGAAAGAUCUUAUCGAGCGGGUCAGGGGGGAGACGAGUGGUGAUUACCAGCGAUUGAUGGUGGCGUUAUUGCAGUAG
This is a messenger RNA of Aspergillus niger, 1350 nucleotides long. RefSeq lists its product as uncharacterized. The coding region runs from base 1 to 1350 and encodes 449 amino acids. Gene Ontology annotation, cellular component: cytoplasm. The transcript is spliced from 2 exons. Lineage: Eukaryota; Fungi; Ascomycota; Eurotiomycetes; Eurotiales; Aspergillaceae. Gene Ontology annotation, molecular function: calcium ion binding; calcium-dependent phospholipid binding. The record is from RefSeq and is a predicted model, not a curated record.